Molecule: messenger RNA, 7468 nt
Organism: Sinocyclocheilus rhinocerous
Lineage: Eukaryota; Metazoa; Chordata; Actinopteri; Cypriniformes; Cyprinidae
Product: TRAF2 and NCK-interacting protein kinase-like
Exons: 34
Coding region: 251-4534 (1427 amino acids)
Biological process (GO): protein phosphorylation
Cellular component (GO): cytosol
Molecular function (GO): protein kinase activity; ATP binding
Source: RefSeq, a predicted model, not a curated record
UGGUGAUUUGGAGUCGUGCGGCAGCAGAUCAUCGGUACAAGCACGCGAUGUCUCCUUCACAUACAGUCCUAUAGCGGCUAAUUCGGUUUUAUAAACCCGGAAUCGCGAAGAACAGCGGCUAAGCACCAUCCGGGAGCUUCAUCUGCUCCGACUGAAGUCGAUCCAGCCUGUUUGGUGUAUUACACGGAUCAGUUCGGCGUCUGUAUUCAUGUUAUUGCGGGCAUUAUAUUGUUGAAUAUAACAGAUAAUCAUGGCGAGUGACUCUCCUGCGAGGAGUCUGGAUGAGAUCGACCUGUCUGCUCUGCGGGACCCUGCGGGCAUAUUUGAGCUGGUGGAGCUCGUGGGAAAUGGGACCUAUGGACAAGUAUAUAAGGGACGUCAUGUUAAGACCGGCCAGCUCGCUGCAAUCAAGGUCAUGGAUGUCACAGGGGAUGAGGAGGAGGAGAUCAAAGCUGAGAUCAACAUGCUAAAAAAAUACUCCCACCAUCGAAACAUCGCCACCUACUAUGGUGCCUUCAUCAAGAAGAAUCCACCUGGCAUGGAUGACCAGCUCUGGCUGGUGAUGGAGUUUUGUGGUGCUGGUUCAGUGACAGACCUGAUAAAGAACACCAAAGGAAACUCUCUGAAAGAGGAGUGGACGGCCUACAUCUGCAGAGAGAUCCUCAGAGGUCUGACCCACUUGCAUCAACAUAAGGUCAUUCAUCGUGAUAUCAAAGGUCAGAACGUUUUGCUCACGGAAAAUGCGGAAGUCAAACUAGUUGAUUUUGGUGUGAGUGCACAGUUGGACCGUACCGUGGGUAGGAGGAACACUUUUAUUGGCACUCCAUAUUGGAUGGCUCCAGAGGUCAUAGCCUGUGAUGAGAACCCAGACGCCACAUAUGACUUCAAGAGUGAUCUGUGGUCUCUGGGAAUUACGGCUAUUGAGAUGGCAGAAGGAGCCCCUCCGCUGUGCGAUAUGCAUCCUAUGCGAGCACUUUUCCUCAUACCCAGAAACCCAGCGCCUCGUCUCAAGUCCAAGAAGUGGUCUAAAAAGUUCCAGUCAUUCAUUGAGAGCUGUUUAGUGAAGAAUCACAACCAGAGACCCAGUACUGAACAGCUCAUGAAACAUCCCUUCAUCAAAGACCUUCCCAACGAGAGACAGGUCCGAAUCCAGCUCAAAGACCACAUUGACCGGACCAAAAAGAAAAGAGGAGAGAGGGACGAGACAGAAUAUGAGUACAGUGGAAGUGAAGAGGAGGAGGAAGAGCGAGACAUAGGAGAGCCGAGCUCUAUCAUAAACAUCCCUGGGGAAUCGACCCUGAGGCGGGACUUCCUGCGUCUACAGUUGGCCAAUAAGGAGCGCUCCGAAGCCCUGAGGAGACAACAGCUAGAACAGCAACAGAAUGAGGAACACAAGCGCCAACUACUGGCAGAGAGGCAGAAGCGCAUUGAGGAGCAGAAGGAGCAAAGGAGGAGACUAGAGGAGCAACAGCGACGGGAGAGAGAGCUCCGGAAACAGCAGGAGAGAGAGCAGAGGAGGCGCUAUGAGGAGAUGGAGCAGCUCCGGAGAGAGGAGGAGAGGAGGCAUGCUGAGAGGGAGCAGGAAUACAAACGGAAGCAGCUGGAGGAGCAGAGACAGGCUGAGCGGUUACAGCGGCAGCUGCAGCAGGAAAGGGCCUACCUUGUUUCACUGCAGCAACAGCAACAAGAGCCACGGCCUGCAGACAAAAAACAACUGUACCACUACAAAGACUCCGUCAACCCCAGUGACAAACCGGCCUGGGCCAAAGAGGUGAUGGAGAGAGCUCAGAGUAACUCCCCUCGAAUCCCUCCCAAGAAGCACCAUUCGUUUAACAGUCCUGGAGAAAAACGUGUCGGCCAACUCCUCCCUCUUGACAAGAGCUCCUCUAAUCAGCCCACGAGGCCCCCCUCCUACCCAGCAGCCUUCCACUCGAGAGAGAUAGAACUGGCCAAGCCUCAGCUCAGGAUAGUCAGUGGGCCAAACGUUCCUAGAAUCCGUGUGUCUUGCGAGCCAGAUCCAUCCCAGCUGGUCAGGAUGGUCCAGCAGCAUCUUGAGCAAGAGUCCCGGGGCCGCAAUCCCGGACAUUCCAGCAAAGGGACUGAUAUUGACAGAGACUUAGACGUCUCAAAGGUUGAGGAACGCUCCAAGCUGAACCGCCAGAGCUCUCCAGCUCUCCAGCACAAAGUGGCCAACCGUAUUUCCGACCCCUCCCUGCCUCCCCGCUCAGAGUCCUUCAGCAGUGGAGGCAUACAGCAGGCCCGGACGCCUCCCAUGCACCGCCCGGUAGAGCCUCAGAUGGCGCACCUGGUCUCUGUGAAGUCCCAUGGCUCUUCCAUGACAGGAUCCCAGUCGCUGCAUGAUCAGUCCUCUCAGGGCGUCUCAGCCUUCCAAGAGGGUCUGUCGCCUCACCGACCACCGAUGCCUCGGCAGAACUCUGACCCCACGUCAGAAACCCCUGCCCCACCACCUCGCAUUACCAGCCGAGAUGAGAAGUUUGACCGUAGCUCUUGGCUGAGACAGGAAGAUGACGUCCCUCCAAAGGUGCCUCAAAGGACCACUUCCAUAUCCCCUGCACUGGUGAGAAAAAAUUCUUCAGGGAAUGGACCAGGAGGACUGGGACCGAGAACCGGAGCACAUCUGAUCCGAGCCAGUAACCCAGACCUGCGGAUUUCCAUGGAGUCGGCUCUCCAGAGAACCAGCAGUGGUAGUUCUUCCAGUUCUAGCACGCCCAGCUCUCAGGGAGGCUCCAGCGAGAGGAACCUGGUGGGAGGCUCCAGUAAACCUGAGGGAUCCCCAGCAGUGUCCCAAGAAUCCAAGCCCAAAACCCAGGAGGAGAACAGGGAGGUGACCAGACCCAGCCGACCAGCGAGUUAUAAGAAAGCCGUAGAUGAGGAGGAGCUGGACCUCACUGCUCUGGCCAAAGAACUCCGUGAGCUACGAACCAAUGAGGAAACCAACCGGCCUCCCAGGAAAGUGAUAGAGUAUUCCUCAUCCAGUGAGGAAUCAGAUAGCAGUGAGGAGGAGGAUGGAGAAGGCGGGGCUCAUGAUGGAACUGUUCCCGUUAGUGAUAUUCCACGCAUCAUGCCUUCUGCUGGCCAGGGUGGCACCGACUCACUGGUCAACCAGGAGGAUUCUCAUGCCAAUGAUUCAUUUGGCAAAAAUUCACAAGACGGCACCCUGAUGAUGCGAGAGACGUUUUGGGAAAGCAAGCUCGGUCAUGCCGAGAGCAAUGGUUUCCCCUGUAACUCCAAUCUGCCUGAUCUAGUGCAGCAAAGCCACUCGCCUGGCGAGGGCCCUGGGCGGCUUUCUAGUGGGCUGGACCUGGACUCUGUGGCUGAAUUUGGGAUGGGGAGCGGGUCCAAAGCCUCCUUCACUCCUUUUGUGGACCCACGAGUGUAUCAGACCUCCCCCACAGAGGACGAUGAGGACAACCCUGCCUCAGCUCAUUUUACAGAUGAACUCCUACGGCAGGAACAGGAACAAGCUCGACUAAAUGAGGCUCGGAAAAUAUCUGUUGUUAAUGUCAAUCCCACCAAUAUCAGGCCACACAGUGACACACCGGAAAUCCGCAAGUACAAGAAGCGCUUCAACUCUGAGAUCCUGUGUGCGGCACUAUGGGGAGUGAAUCUGUUGGUAGGAACAGAAAAUGGGCUCAUGUUACUAGAUCGCAGUGGCCAGGGCAAAGUCUACAAUCUGAUCAACCGCAGGCGCUUUCAGCAGAUGGAAGUUCUGGAGGGUCUCAAUGUCCUGGUCACCAUAUCAGGCAAAAAAAAUAAACUGAGGGUCUACUAUCUGUCAUGGCUUAGAAACAGGAUACUUCACAAUGACCCUGAGGUAGAAAAAAAACAAGGGUGGAUUACCGUUGGUGACCUAGAGGGAUGUGUCCAUUAUAAAGUCGUCAAAUAUGAGAGGAUUAAGUUCUUGGUGAUUGCAUUGAAGAAUUCAGUGGAGAUUUAUGCCUGGGCUCCCAAACCCUACCACAAAUUCAUGGCUUUCAAGUCUUUCACAGAUCUUCAGCACAAGCCUAUGCUUGUGGACCUGACGGUGGAGGAGGGUCAGCGGUUAAAGGUUAUCUAUGGCUCCAGCGUUGGUUUUCACGUGAUAGAUGUCGACUCUGGGAAUCCGUACGAUAUCUACAUUCCGUCCCACAUUCAGGGCAGUGUUACCGCUCACGCCAUUGUGGUGCUUCCCAAGACCGACGGCAUGGAGAUGCUUCUGUGUUAUGAAGAUGAGGGAGUCUAUGUGAACACAUACGGCAGAAUCAUUAAAGACGUGGUGCUCCAGUGGGGAGAGAUGCCCACCUCUGUUGCCUACAUCCACUCCAACCAGAUCAUGGGCUGGGGAGAGAAAGCCAUUGAGAUCCGCUCCGUGGAAACGGGACAUCUCGACGGAGUUUUCAUGCACAAGAGAGCACAGCGACUGAAGUUCCUUUCGGAGAGAAACGAUAAAGUGUUCUUUGCCUCAGUCAGAUCAGGAGGCAGCAGCCAAGUUUUCUUCAUGACCUUGAACAGAAACUCCAUGAUGAAUUGGUAAUUCAUCCCCGCCCUUCCCUGCAUUGUAUCUGUGGACCUUUUCUACUUUAUUGAAAAGUGUGAAAAAAGGAAAGACAGGAAAAUCCAGGUGCGCUGGAUAAUCUGGCAGACGGCAAAAAGACCAAACCUUACUGGGACCUUCUCAGAAGAGUCAAAGACAAACCCAAAAUCCACACGCCCCCGCCAACAACAAGGGGCGCCGGAGGAGAAGAACAACCGGUCUGCAUUAUUUUUAUGGCUCUUUUAUUAACAAGCGUAGGGUUCUGGUGUUUUUGUCCUUACAAAUCUCUAUCUAGAUUCUUCUGGAGGUGAAGACUGGAAAUAUGGGGAAUAAGACCCACAGAGUAGAGUGAAUAUUUGUACUGUUAAGACACUUUUCGACAAUAAUUUAUCACGGUUGCGCUGAACGUCAGUAAACCUCCCUUGCGGGAUGAAUCCAUUGAGGCUGGUUUGUGUGAUCAACCCUUUUUCUUUUUUAUGUUUCAGCUUGGAAUGCACACAGAUGUUUGUUUCAUGUGGAUAUCACUCUAAUGUCUGAUAUUUAAGACUUGUAUGAUACUUUGCCACAUUAUGUUGGAGCAGACACACUUCGGGCUGUCCACAGAAUGCCUUAAAUAUGAAUUCGCAAAGCUGCUCGGUUUUAUUUUCAAGUCCAUAAUAUAUUGAUGUUUAUGCAUAUUUCUGUAAGGAAAGGAAAAUGCUACUUUUUUGGAUGGAAAUCGAUGCCUGCUGAUAUGGAUGUAGAACGGAACUAUAUAAUGAUUCUGAAUAUUCAUACUGUGCAUUCCUAGUUUUAUCCCAAAGCUCUAUAGUAUUCACAUUUGGAGCCUGUGGUUUGGCACUGUUUUCCUUGUGCUCAGGGAGAUGGUGCUGUCGAUCAGACCUUUUUUAUAUUAAUUUCCAUUGUCUUUACAACUUAUGUUAUGGGCGAUUUAAAGGGAUAGUUCACUCUAAAAAUUUAAAUUCUGUUCUCAUGCCGUUCCAAAACUGUAAGACUUUUGUUCCUCAGUUACACAUAAAACGAGAAGUUUAUUAGACCGUUCAAGCUGCUCUCUUCCAUACAAUGAAAGUAAUUGAAUUGAAAGUAAAUGAAAUUACAGACAAAAAAAAAACAUCAUAAAAGUAAUCAAUGUGCACUGUAUUUCUAGUUUCUGAAGCCAUGUGAUGUUUUGUGUGAGGAACAGGCUCAAAAAAGUUUUGGUCACAAAUAACAGUCUGGACAUUGACAAAAAUAUUCGAAAAACAAUAAGGCGAGUCAUUUUUUGGGUGUUUUACUGGCCCUAUGAGAACUUGAAUUUCCAUAUGGAUUGGAUUAGACCGUAAUUUGUAUUUAAGGGUGAAACUUGUCUGCAGAGAUGAUUCUGGAACGCUUUAUCACCACAGUGCUAAGAAACAGUCUGAAUACUUCAACUGACUGGUAAAUACUACAGAGCUUUCUAUUGAAACAUAAAAAAGUACAUUAAGAUUCUGUUUAGAGUAUCACAGUUUCUUUGUAAGCGUGUGUGUAUGUGAAUGAAUGAUGAGAUGUAAUGCUUUCCACCAAUGAUACAAAAAUAACCAUUAACAUACCAGCAAUCUCAAUUGUUUUCGUAUCAGGAGUAACACGUGUCAUUAGAAUAAGAAUGAGUUUUUCUCAUGACUUUCAGCAAAGUGCAAUAAAGGCCAAGGGAAUCGAGCCUGGUGAGUCGAUUGCUCACCUCUCCUCAUGAUGGAUCUCCAACUCUUUCUAGAGGGACAUUCACUUCCACCCUCUGUAAAUAUCCACUUCCGUUUCGGAAAAGAGUCCUGCCUCCGAAUCGAAUGCAUAGGAACUGUGAGGAUGUGACAGAAAUGUGCGAUGCUGUUUGUGGUUCUGUAAGAUCCACCUCCUCCUCUGUGUGAAUCACAUGAAUCAGUGAACGAAGGGUAGUGUUUUGUGAGUAGAGCUUCCUUUUAGGCUACCUCGUUUCUGUUCACCUGUUGGAUCGGGGGGGGUUAAUUAUUUGUUGUAAUUAACAAAUGUAAAAUAAGGCUAUGUUGUCGUUCCAUGUAGAUUCAGAGGUGAUUUGAGUGUAGAGCGCCAGACAGAAAUAUUCAGAAAUGGACACUUUAAAAAAAUAAUAAUAAUCUUGGUGCAAUGUCUUGUGUAACAGCCAAAUCAAGCCUACACUUCAUAUUAGGGUGAUUCUUCAAUUAGGGCAACUUUUCUUUUUUUUUUUUGGUCUCUAAUUAUUUUUUUCCCUUAAAGACAUGUUCAGUUUAUUUGUACUUUUUUAUUUUUAUAGCUUUUUUUAAUUUUUUUAUCCAAUACUACUGUCAUCACUGCCAUGCCAAGAAUUGUAUUUUAUCAAUUAAUUUUAUGAUUUUUUUUUUUUUAGACCAAGCACACAACUGACAUUAUUUCAAAAUCCACUUGAUAAGUUAUAUGAAACUGUUUAAUGACGUUGCAUUUUUAGGAUUACACAAACACAAAAAUGCCUCUAACUGCAGAAUCGCACAUUAAUAGACUUGAAGUCCUUCCAAAUGACGUGGCAUUUUAUUCAAAUAGGUGGAAUCAUGAAAUAACAGUCCUUUAUAUACUUUUAUAUAUUUUCAUUACAGUUCUGUAAGGGCAAUAGAGUGUGAAAUUCACUUGACACAACUAGGAUCUUUUGAGACUUCAUGUUUUUUGUCCAUCAAACUGUGAACUGAGUGGAUGUGUGUGUGCAGGUGGGAAAUACUUAUGGGGUCUUCCCAUUCAUUUUAUCAACACGGCUGUGAGGUUGGUUGAUUUCUUCAUCUCUCAUGCACCACCUUCAGUGGUGGAAAGUCUUUUGAUGUGUGCUUGACCUCCUUUUCUUUCUUAAUAUGGACAUUAAUACUGUAAGUACAUCCUUUAUAUUCAGGCUGAGCGAGUUGUUUUAUUUCUGGAUUUCUCUUAUUUUUUGUGUAUUAAAAUUUGAGAUUUAUAGCACAA